Molecule: messenger RNA, 2610 nt
Organism: Volvox carteri f. nagariensis
Lineage: Eukaryota; Viridiplantae; Chlorophyta; Chlorophyceae; Chlamydomonadales; Volvocaceae
Exons: 7
Coding region: 61-1425 (454 amino acids)
Source: RefSeq, a predicted model, not a curated record
AGUCGGCAAGUAUCAGAAUUACAUUUUAUCAAAUCAAUUACAUCUUCCUAGAUUCUGAUAAUGUUUGCUCUCAGCCAGCGUCAGACUGUUUCGUGCAAGGCUGCUUGCGCCUGCGCCAGCUGCAGGUCGGCAAGGAUGUCUGCUCCAAUGACGGCUGUUCCCGUCCGCGUGGCGAAUGGCUCCCGUGCCUCUAAGUUCAGCCAGACUGGCGCUGUAUCAGUUCGCGCUCAGGCAUCGCCGGUGGCCACAGUCGCUCCUGCUGCUCCAGCGUUGGCAGCUGCAGUUCCAGUUCCAAAGCGGACUUUCUCCCAGCGCCACACUGAGAUCAUCAGGCACUUUCCGUCUGCUAUGGGCGUUGACGACUUCAUGGGCCGUGUUGAGGUUGCCCUUGCUGGCUUCGGCUUCACUGGCGACAACUCUAUUGCUAUGACCAACCUGUGCCGUGAUGAGGUUACGCAAGUCCUGAAGGACAAGAUUGAGGCCAUCUUCGGUUCGUCCUUCAACACCAACGGCCUGGGUGGUGUCCUCACUUGCGGUGUUACUGGCAUGAAGGCCGGUCUGAGCCACUCCCCCGUGUGCAACGGUGGUCGCGAGCGCUACGUGUUCUUCGCCUUCCCGCACAUUGCCAUCAACAGCGAGGGCGAGAUGGGCGCGCUGUCCCGCCCCGGUCGCCCCAAGCAGUCCUGCGCCUGCGGUGCCCUCCUGGCCAUCCUGAAUGCCUUCAAGGUGGACGGCGUGGAGAAGAGCUGCAAGGUGCCUGGCGUGCACGACCCGCUUGACCCCGAGCUGACCAUCCUCCAGCAGCGUCUGGCUCGCCGCGUGCGCUACGAGAAGCUGGACGUGAAGUCGCUUGACCUGCCGGGCCUGACGCAGGUCGCUGAGCGCACGAUCACCGACGAUCUGGAGUACCUCAUCGAGAAGGCUGUGGACCCGGCCAUCGCUGACUAUGCCGUCAUCACAGGUGUUCAGAUCCACAACUGGGGCAAGGAGCUCACGGAGGACGGUGAUGCGUCCAUCGAGUUUGUGGCCCCCGCCAAGGCAUACACGGUGGUCAACGGGCUCAAGACCUACAUUGACUUGCCGCAGGUGCCCGCUCUGUCACCCCGUCAGAUCCAGACCAUGUCCACUCGCUCCCUCAACGGCAUCCCCGCCAAGAACAUUCAGCUGGGCGUGCGCGGCUCCGUCAUCUCCGACGUGCCUUUGGAGUACCUGGUCACCAAGCUGGGCGGCUCGCAGCUCAUGAGCGAUGGCAGCAGCUACGCUCCCUCGUUCUCAUCCACCGACUCGUUCGAGUGGCCAACGUGGCAGAGCCGCAUCCGGUUGGACAACAACCCCAACCGCCUGCUGAGCGUGGAGCGGGAUGCCAACGCACCUACCAUGGACUCGCCUGAGCCGGUGCACACCUCCUUCGAGGCGCCCAAGUAAAUGCGAUAGCUGGCGGAAGUCCUGGAUCAAUGGUUGAUUCAUCCAUUGACUGGCAGGCGAAAAGGAGGAUGGGAAUGAGCCGGCUGUGGAGAGGAGAUGCUGUUGGAAGGAUGCUUAGGUAGAUCGUUAAGACUGCUGGGAAAGAUUUUGGGACAAUAGGGGCUGAGGACUGAGAUGUUGGAGAGGAGAGGAGAGUAGGGGAGGGGAGAGGAGGGCAGCAGGUCUAGGACCGGAGUUUUUGGUUCACACAUUUCUGGUCCAGUGACUUGGACGCUGCAACCUGCUGGCUGAUGUGGGGGACAAGGGGUGGCUUGCGGGCGGCAGGAGAGUAAGGGAGCGCGAGAAUGGAGCGAGUUUGCAUGUUGGGGAGCGUUUUCCUACUUUGUUGGCUCCCAGUACUGCUCGGUGGCGGCAAUUGAGAGGGGUUCACCAGGUGUGGCUCUGGCUCUGACAACGCAUCGGCACAUAGGAGGGAAUGUCAAAUGUGCAGUUGAGUGAUGUAAGCACAGUUGCGCAUUUGUCUCAUCGCGAUUCGUGAACGAGGCAUUUGCAAACAGCGUGCGAUGGCGUGUUGCCGGCUGCUCUGACAAUUUGACGAUGUAAUCAACAUCCAUCCAUUAAACAUGUAUUACAUAAAUGCUUCCGGAAGGGGCGUAUGUGAGGAGAUGAUGUUGGUGACCGAUCUGUAUUUGCUUUUUAUUCGUUUUUUGCCAGAGGAUGAUUAGCUGUGUCACCUUCAAUCCAGGACUGCCUGAGUUGAGAAGGAAGGAUGAAAGCGGUGGUCAAACUUCAGUCCUGCAAGAGUUGGCGACGGUGCGUUGAUAAAGUGCCAAACAUGGUUGUCUGGCCGUGAAAAAGCAUAAAGCUUGAUAAGUCUUCUGGCAAAGGUGUGGUAGUUUUUUUUCAAAAUUCAGGCACAUAGAGGUUCUUGGUGGAGUAGGCGAUAAUGGGUCAUGUCGGCCACCUCGUAUUGAUAAGUUUUCACCCACGAUUGUUCUUAUGGCUUGUACGUGUUAAUUUGUAAUUCUACUCGCCCUUGAAUCACAAAAAUUUAUUCUGCUAGUUCUUCCGACUUAUAAUCAUGUGCGAGGCAAGACACAAGUGCCAUAUGGUGAGAAGCCCUGCAUAAACGUCCGUAUGUCCGCAUGAAAAACACCCAGAUUUAUGUAAUCACAACCCUCGAAG